Molecule: messenger RNA, 2463 nt
Organism: Miscanthus lutarioriparius
Lineage: Eukaryota; Viridiplantae; Streptophyta; Magnoliopsida; Poales; Poaceae
Source: the annotation of a GenBank genome assembly
AUGGUUCUCACUGCCGAGAGGGCUAGAGAUGGCGACCGGCCGCCGGAGGUCGUCGUCGUCGACAUCAAGAGCGGCAGCCUGGAUGGAGCGUCGUCGUCGUCCAUCGUGGAUCGGCAGGACUCACUGUUCCGGGAGGCGGUGACGGGUCAUCACCACCGUGCUGCUGGCGGCGCAGGACACGCUGAUCAUGAUAGCUGGGCUAAGACGCUGCGGCUGGCGUUCCAGUGCGUGGGGAUCCUGUACGGCGACGUCGGCACGUCGCCGCUAUAUGUCUACUCCAGCACCUUCGGCCACAGCGGCGGCGUUGGCCACCCUGACGACGUCCUGGGGGUGCUCUCCCUCAUCAUCUACAGCUUCAUGCUCUUCACCGUCAUCAAGAUCGUCGUGGUUGCGCUCCACGCCAACGAUGACGGGGAUGGAGGAACGUUUGCACUCUACUCUUUGAUUUCGAGAUAUGCCAAGGUGAGUCUGCUCCCUAACCAUCAGGCCGAAGAUGAGCUGGUCUCCAGCUACAACAGUCAUGAAAAGCCGUCGUCGGCCACACUGAGGAGAGCUCACUGGCUGAAGCAUUUGCUUGAGACAAGCAAGUCGGCCAAGAUUUCCCUGUUCCUCCUUACCAUCCUUGCAAUUGCGAUGGUCAUCAGCGACGCUGUUCUAACUCCUCCUAUUUCGGUGCUCUCAGCUGUAAGUGGCCUGAAGGAAAAGGUGCCUGAUUUGACCACAGAUCAAAUAGUAUGGAUCACCGUGGCAAUUUUGGUAGUUCUGUUUGCUAUCCAACGAUUCGGAACUGACAAAGUUGGCUACUCGUUCGCACCAAUCAUCCUGCUGUGGUUGCUUCUGAUUGGAGGAGUUGGGCUCUAUAACCUGAUCAAAUAUGAUGUUGGUGUAUUGAGGUCGUUCAACCCAAAAUACAUCAUUGACUAUUUCAGGAGAAACAAGAAAGAAGGAUGGAUCUCACUUGGUGACAUCCUCCUUGUUUUUACAGGAACAGAAGCUCUUUUUGCUAAUCUGGGAUACUUCAGCAUUAGAUCCAUUCAGUUAAGCUUUAGCCUUGGAUUACUGCCAUCUGUAUUGCUUACUUACAUCGGACAAGCAGCAUACCUAAGGAAGCACCCCGAACAUUUUGCUGACACUUUCUUUAGAUCAAUCCCAAGCGCUCUGUUCUGGCCGACAUUUAUCUUGGCAAUUGCGGCAUCAAUCAUAGGAAGCCAAGCAAUGAUCUCAUGUGCCUUUGCAACUGUUUCACAUUUACAAACACUCAGUUGCUUCCCGAGGGUUAGGAUACUGCACACAUCAAAGAGGUUUCAUGGACAGCUGUAUGUUCCUGAAGUUAACUUACUGCUUUGUAUAGCUGCUUGCGUGGUGACUGUCAGUUUCAAGACAACCACCAUUAUCGGAAAAGCCCAUGAAAUCUGUGUGGUCCUUGUCAUGGUGAUCACAACUCUCUUGAUGACAAUAGUGAUGCUCCUCGUGUGGAAGGUAAACAUCUGGUGGAUAGCCAUAUUCUUCGCUGUCUUCAUGUCCACAGAGUCCAUCUACACAGCUGCAGUCCUGUAUAAGUUCACCCAUGGACCGUAUGUGCCAGUGGCCAUGUCGGCUGUUCUCAUGUUCAUCAUGAUUGUGUGGCACUACGUGCAUGUCAAGCGGUACAAGUACGAGCUUGAGCACACUGUGUCACGAGACGAGGCAAAAGAUCUGCUCGAGCGCAGUGACCUAAAGAGAGUUCCAGGCCUAGGGCUUUUCUACACUGAACUGGUGCAAGGCAUACCACCUAUUUUCCCUCACCUCAUCGAGAAGAUCCCUACCAUCCACUCGGUGAUUGUCUUCAUCACGGUGAAGAAUUUGCCAGUACCCCAUGUCGAUGUCACGGAGCGUUUCCUCUUCCGCCAAGUGGAGCCCAAGGAUUUCAUGGUGUUCCGUUGUGUGGCAAGAUAUGGGUACCGUGACACGCUCGAAACGGCUGGUGAUUUUGUUAAAAUUCUAGUUGAGUACCUCCAGUACUAUGUUAGGGACUUAAACCUCUACGGAGUUGGUGGUGAUGAACCAUUGAAGAUUGUCUUCCAUAGUGCUCGGGUGGACAGCUUUUCUUGGGAGAGGAAGCCCUCAGGACAUACCAUCUAUGCUGAGGAGAUGCUUACACCGGCCCAAUCCUUCUCGGAGCUCACAAUGCAUCCAGUCUCCAUGAGCAGUAGAUUGGCACAUUUCCAGACAGGGAAAAUGAACCUGGAGGAGAUGUUGAAGAUUGAGGAGGAUCAAAAGAUCAUCCAACGCGAGGUGGACAAAGGUGUUGUUUAUAUAAUUGGGGAGAGUGAAGUAGUAGCCAAGCCUCAUUCAAACUUGUUAAAGAAGAUAAUUGUGAACUACGUCUAUAGCUUCCUAAGGAAAAACUCAAGGAAUGGAGAGAAGAUGCUAUCCAUUCCAAGAGGCCAACUACUCAAAGUUGGAAUAACAUAUGAGAUCUAG